CUGGCCGUGUGGGCGCGGCGUGUGCGGCAGGCUGAGCUGCACCGCAGCGCAUACACUACAAUGGCUGCUGGAAAGAGGGGAAAGCAAACAAUUUCCAGGCCCGCCGCGUCCAGCCCGAAAUAUGGGGAAAAAAUUGCAGAAAAAUCGGAGAACCCUGUAAAAGGCGGGAAGAGGGCGCUGAGGGGAUGCUGAGGCUCCCGCGAUCAGCAAAAAUGGGAAGUUCUGGAUUUUGGUUUGCGCCUAGACAUGUCAAUGGAACUGGUUAAGACCAAAAUCUGAAGGUUUUUCUGCAUUAUCCGUCACCAGGUGUGCACUGAGCAGAGGCUACCAUAAAUCUGUUUUGAGUAUGAACACCUUUUAAAAUGUCCCCUUUUGCUUUCUUUAACGACCACAUGAAACUUGAGAAGCCAUCUAAAGCUAAAUCAUUUAGUGGAGUUGGGCAAUUCCCAAGUGUCCAACAAGAAGGCCUGGCUUAGGCUGCGAUGGCCACUGUCAUUCCUGGUGAUUUGUCAGAAGUAAGAGAUACCCAGAAAGUCCCUUCAGGGAAACGUAAGCGUGGUGAAUCCAAACCAAGAAAAAACUUUCCUUGCCAACUGUGUGACAAGGCCUUUAACAGUGUUGAGAAAUUAAAAGUUCACUCAUACUCUCACACAGGAGAGAGGCCCUACAAGUGCACACAACAAGACUGCACCAAGGCCUUUGUUUCUAAGUACAAAUUACUAAGGCAUAUGGCAACUCAUUCUCCUGAGAAAACCCACAAGUGUAAUUAUUGUGAGAAAAUGUUUCAUCGAAAAGAUCAUCUAAAGAAUCACCUACACACGCAUAAUCCUAAUAAAGAGGCCUUUAAGUGUGAAGAAUGUGGAAAGAACUACAACACAAAGCUUGGGUUUAAGCGUCACCUGGCUUUGCAUGCCGCAACAAGUGGUGAUCUCACCUGUAAAGUAUGUUUGCAGACAUUUGAAAGCACAGGGGUGCUGCUGGAGCAUCUAAAAACUCAUGCAGGCAAAUCAUCAGGUGGAGUGAAGGAGAAAAAGCACCAGUGUGAACAUUGUGAUCGUCGGUUUUAUACCCGAAAGGAUGUUCGAAGACACAUGGUAGUACACACUGGAAGAAAGGACUUCCUGUGUCAAUAUUGCGCACAGAGAUUUGGCCGGAAGGAUCACCUAACACGGCAUAUGAAGAAAAGUCACAACCAAGAACUUCUGAAGGUCAAAACAGAGCCAAUGGACCUUCUAGACCCAUUUACUUGCAAUGUUUCUGUGCCUAUAAAGGAUGAGCUGCUUCCAGUGAUGUCUUUAUCUUCCAGUGAGCUGACAUCAAAGCCAUUUACAAACACCUUGCAAUUAAACCUUUACAACACUCAAAUUCAGUCAAUGCAGAGCUCAGCUUCUGCUCACCAAAUGAUUGCCACAUCAUUACCAUUAGGAAUGCCUUGUCCAAUAGAUAUGGAGUCUGUCCACCCUUCUCACCAGCUUUCUCUAAAAUAUCCACUCAGUUCUACCUCAUAUACAGUUUCUAUGACUGAUAAAGAGCAACCAUUGAAAGGGGAAAUUGAAAGUUACUUAAUGGAACUGCAAAGUGGUAUGCCUUCUUCAUCCCAAGAUUCUCAAGCAUCUUCAUCUAAAUUAGGGUUGGAUCCCCACGUGGGGCCUCUAGAUGAUGGAUCUGGGGAUGUUUCCCUUUCCAAAAGUUCUGUUUCCAUUAGUGAACCUCUAAGCACCCCAUCACUGGACUUCUCUCAGUUGUUCAAUUUUAUACCAGUCAAUGGACCUCCUUUUAAUCCUUCUAUUUCUGUGGGAAAUCUUGGAAUGAGUUACACACAAGAGGAGGCACAUUCUUCUUUAACUCAGCUGCCUCCACAAGCACAAGAUCCACAAGACCCUAGUAAUAAUAUAGGUCUUGGAUCUUUACAUUCAUUGUCAGCAGCAUUCACAAGCAGUCUAAACACAACCACAACCCUACCACGUUUUCAUCAAGCUUUCCAAUAGGAUGAAAACCAGCCUUGCGACUGUUUAUUUGUAGAAAUGCCUUAGACGACUUUUAUUAAUGUAGUGCCUACUAUGUCAUUGUAAAUCUACUUUUGUACAGUAUCAAUCGCAUUAAGCCAGUAUGAAAUUCAAAUUGACUUUUAAAAUACUUUGAAUGUGUUGGUUCAUGGAUGUUUACUUGUGCUUUUUUUAAGUCUAUCAAUUUUCACUGCCAAUAGACCCAUGCUUUUAAAAAUAGAACCAUUCCCACUAAAUGUAUGUAUCCCUUGUUUAAAUUUGCAUUAAGAAUAGAUAAUUCUGUGUCUGUCAAUAAGUGGUGGCUAUUUUAAUAACAACAAAUAGCAACAAAACAUUGGUUUAA
Euleptes europaea (tarantolino) is the source of this 2349-nucleotide messenger RNA. RefSeq names its product PLAG1 zinc finger (gene PLAG1). Gene Ontology annotation, biological process: regulation of transcription by RNA polymerase II; cell fate commitment. The record is from RefSeq and is a predicted model, not a curated record. The coding region runs from base 483 to 1988 and encodes 501 amino acids. The transcript has 4 exons. Lineage: Eukaryota; Metazoa; Chordata; Lepidosauria; Squamata; Sphaerodactylidae. Gene Ontology annotation, cellular component: cytoplasm; nucleus. Gene Ontology annotation, molecular function: DNA-binding transcription activator activity, RNA polymerase II-specific; histone deacetylase binding; RNA polymerase II cis-regulatory region sequence-specific DNA binding.